Drosophila innubila is the source of this 11455-nucleotide messenger RNA. Its product is annotated as cubilin homolog. The transcript has 11 exons. Lineage: Eukaryota; Metazoa; Arthropoda; Insecta; Diptera; Drosophilidae. The record is from RefSeq and is a predicted model, not a curated record. The coding region runs from base 60 to 11393 and encodes 3777 amino acids. Gene Ontology annotation, molecular function: calcium ion binding.
UGUCUGUUUGAAGUGUAUUUUGUGUGUGUGUGUGUGUGUGUCAAAUGCAAGUGUAAGGCAUGGAAGGACGCCUUCACUUGCUGCAGUUGCUCCUGCUGAGUUUACUGUACUCCGUGCAGUGUUUUGUGAACUCACCCAAGAUCAUCAGCAAAGAUGGCAAUCUGAUAUUCGAGUCUGGCGCCAAUCGUAACAUCACUUUUCAACUGAAGGGGAAUUCUCGUCUGAUCAUAAAUGAGGAAUACGAUGUUCUGGACCUGUUGUUGCCCAUGAAUGCCCACAAGAAGCGCCCCUCUGGCGCUUCGAAGGACGAAUGGAGUGGUCCCGAGGACUUUGUGGAUCUACGCGAUCUCGCCGAUCAGUUAACCGAGCUAAAAUCACAGACACACGGCUCCAAUGGACUGAACUCGAUGCUACGACAGCUGCAGAACAGAACUCGGGCAAGUCAAUUGCUGUUGCGACGUCUACAGUUUCGACUGCGUCAGGUGGAGAGCAAGGCGGACCGACUGAAGACGAAGCUGGAGCUGGACAGCUGUCAGAGCAGUCCCUGCGAGAAUGGAGGAACGUGCUACAAUACCUACGAUGGGUAUAGGUGUCAAUGUCGCAGCGCUUUCGAGGGCACCAAGUGUGAGAGAGAUGUGAACGAGUGUGCACUGUUUGAGGGUACGGAUCUGGGGUGUCAAAAUGGAGGGCAGUGCGUGAACCAGCUUGGUUCCUUCAGUUGCCUUUGCACGCCGGGCUGGCAUGGGAUGCACUGCAGCCAACGGAAGACGGACUGUGGUGCGGCAAGUGCCUGGGAGCUCUGUGGUCACGGCAGCUGUGUGCCCAGCAGCGAUGCUCUGGGCUAUCGUUGCAUCUGUGAGCCUGGCUGGAAAAGCAAUGCUCUAACUCCUACCUGUACCGAGGAUAUUGACGAAUGUAGCGCUGCCGCCCACACGCCCUGCUCCACCAAGUGUAUCAAUCUGCCCGGUAGCUUCACCUGCGCUCCUUGUGCCCCCGGUCUGACUGGCAACGGGGUCAGCUGUCGGGACAUCAACGAGUGUGAGACAAACAACGGCGGCUGCAGUCUGAGCCCACGGGUGGAGUGCAUCAAUAGCUAUGGUUCUAGCCACUGUGCUGACUGUCCCAUCGGCUGGACGGGAGAUGGACGCAGCUGUGUGCGCAGCAGCAGCCCCAGCCCCAGCCCCAGUGAUUCUCCGGCUGCUCAUUCGACGGCCGUUGGCUUGACCAGCUGCUCCCAGAGGGCCGCUCUCUGUCAUCCCUCGGCGAUAUGUUCGGAAAUCUCCAAUACGAUCAUCUGCAGCUGUCCCCAAGGCAUGGUGGGCAAUGGAUACGGUGAGCACGGUUGCAUUCGUGGCACCAACAACAACUGCAAUGAUCUGCCCUGUCUGAAUGGCGGCGUCUGUCUGGACACUGGACCAACGAACUACACGUGCAUGUGUCCACGUGGCUUCCGUGGACCACGCUGUGAUCCUCUGCCCGAUCCCUGCACAUCGCAGCCCUGCCAAAAUGAUGGACGCUGCAGUCCAACCCCCUCGGACGGAGGCUUCGUCUGUCAAUGUCGUCCGGGCUACUCAGGUCGCUUGUGCGAUUCGCGGUUCAGCAGCUGCAAUGGCAUGCUCGUGGGACAGACGGGACGACUGCGUUAUCCACCGGGUGGUAGCAGCUAUCAGCAUAAUGCCCAAUGUGCCUGGGUGAUUCGCACGAAUGAGAGUCAGGUGUUGAAUGUGACUUUCCAGAGCUUUAACCUGGAGGAUUCGCAAGAGUGCCGCUUUGACUGGCUGCAGAUCAACGAUGGACGGUCGGCGGCUGCCCAGAUCAUUGGUCGGUAUUGUGGUAAUCGUAUGCCACAUGGCGGCAACAUCAUCUCCUCCAGCAAUCAGCUGUACUUGUGGUUCCGCUCGGACAACUCGACAGCCCACGAGGGAUUCGAUCUAACGUGGCAGUCAAUGGAGCCGCAGUGCGGUGGACUCGUUGAAUUCGAGACUCACGGCACUUUGGCCUCGCCGGGCUCGCCGGGUAGCUAUCCGAAGAAUCGCGAUUGCCAGUGGCAUCUUGUGGCACCCAUCAACACAAGGAUAAAGCUAACAUUCUUCAGUCUGCAGCUGGAGCAGCAUGAAAGCUGUAACUUUGACUUUGUACUGAUUAGUGAUGCGCUCUCGGGCACAGAGCUUUACAAGUACUGCAGCAGUCAGCAGCCGGCACCUUUGCUUCUCUCCACCCAUGAGGCCAUCAUACGGUUCCAUUCGGAUGAGACGGGUAGCGAUUUGGGAUUCCAAUUGCACUACUCUGCCGAGGGCAAGCUGCCGGGUUGCGGAGGCGUCUAUACCACACAAAUCGGAUCCAUCCUUUCUCCCAUGUACACCUCGGAUGAUGGUCUCAUCGCCUGCGACUACGAGAUACGCCUGACCAUGGGUGACGUCAUAUCCAUUGACUUUAUGACAUUCGAAUUGGGUCCGGACUCGUGCUUGGCGCUAUACGAUGUGCCGGGAAUUGGUGAGAAUGCCAGAAGCGGCUUCUUGUCGGCCAAACAUUGUGGUAACAGUGGCACACUUCCACCCACCUUCAACUCGCUCUUCAAUCGCGUACGGAUCAAGUUCUACACGAGUCGGGCCGUCAAUGACACAAUCGAUCGAUUUGAGCUCAACUACCACGCGGAAUGCAAGCACACAUUCGAUGCCCAAAAUGGAACAAUUAUCUCAGCGGGCUACCCCGAGCAGUCGGCUUACGGUUUCUGCACCUACAAGAUCAUCACGGCACCCAAUACAAUCAUCACUCUCAAACGAAUUGACUUCCAGUUGGAGCAGGUCUCCCAGGACAGCUACGACGAGGACUAUGAAGAUACACCCAACCAGUCAAGUGACUGCGCUGGACACAACAGUCUGACCAUCAACGAUGGCCUCAACCAGGCCAUACUAGGACCCUUCUGUGAUAGCCUAACGCCGCCAGCGGAGUACGUGAGCAAGACAAAUAUGCUGAUACUACAUCUGGAUUUGACGAAUAGACCGGGUAGAGGCAUUAAGUUCGAUUAUCAAUCGAUGCCCUUAAGUGACUCGCAAUGCGGUGGCGUCUACACCAAGGAGGGUCAGACUAUACGACCGCCACUGACAUCGGUGGGUCGUUACCAUAACGAUUUGACAUGCACCUGGAUCAUCAUGGCGCCACCGGGCAGGGCAAUCCUGUUGCACUGGAUCAGCAUGGAUAUCGAGGAUGGCGACUGCAGCUACGACUAUGUUCAGGUCUUUGACGAGCUUAUUGCCACAGACAGUGAAGAGAAGAGUCCACUGAUUCGAGUCUGCGGUUAUGAAGUGCCAUCGGAUAUGGUGACUCAUGCCCGUCAGCUGACCAUUCAAUUUCAAUCGGACUUUGCGGAUACGGGCACAGGAUUCGAGCUGACCUAUCGGUUUGUCGAGCCCGAAACUUGCGGUGGUCACAUCCAUGCCACCACUGGCAUGCUCAACUCACCCCUGUAUCCGUUGAACUAUAGCAAUAGCUUGGACUGCAUCUGGCAGCUGAGUACACCACCCAGCACUCAAAUGGAGGUGCAGUUUGAGCUCUUCGAGCUGGAUAAUACGCCUGCAUGCACUGGCGAUUGGUUGGAGGUGAGAAAUGGGGGUAACAACAAUUCCGCCUUGCUUGGUCGCUUCUGUGGCACAUCCAUCCCACGACGCAUACCCAGUUUCACCCAUAAUCUAUACCUGCACUUCCACACGGAUGACGUGGGGAGUGCCCGCGGAUUUCGCCUUAACUGGCGCAUCUUUGCCAACGGCUGCGGCGGACAAUUGACGGGCAGAACGGGAGUCCUCACCUCACCCAAUUAUCCCAAUACGUAUCCCAACAAUAUAAACUGUGAAUGGAAACUGGACGUGCAUUACGGCUCCAAUCUUCGCAUCACCAUUGAGGAUUUGGAAAUGGAGAACUUGAACAACUGUUAUGAUCACCUCAGCAUUGAGACUGUCGAUUCACACAGUGGACUAAGCAACCCAUCGAGCUCCUCACUUUGCCGAAUGCCCGAGGGGACCAACAACGUGAUCAUCUUGGAUAGCAACAAGGCGAAAAUCAUGUUUCGAUCGGACAUUAACAUUGCAUUUCGUGGAUUCCGACUGUCGUAUGCCGCCGACUGUCAGGUCAAAUUGGAUGCCAAUCAGGGCAUCAUUGAGAGCCUCAACUAUGAGGAGUCCUUCUACGAGGGACCCAUCAACUGCAGCUGGCAGAUACGUGCUCCACGCGGCAAUCGCAUCCUCCUAGAGAUCUCGCACUUUGAUCGCCGCCUGGAGGCACAGCCCCAAGAUGCCGACGGUGGCCUCUACGUGAUCAAUGGCAAAUCUGUGAUACCCAUUGUGGGUCUAAGUGCUCCCAACAUAAGCGGAGAUCACGUGACAGUUGUGCAUAAUACGAGCAGUGUCAACUUCCGGUUGGAGUAUCGCGUCGAAGGUUGUCUCUAUGAGCUGCGGGGAGCGAGCGGUUCCUUUAGUUCCCUCAACUAUCCGAAAAUGUAUCCCAAUGACAUUGAGUGCUACUGGCAGAUCCAUGCACCGCUUGGAAACGUCAUUGAGCUGACCGUGCUGAACAUGGACAUCGAGGAAUCAGUUAACUGUACCAAGGACUCUCUAGUGAUCUCCAAUUCCAUGAGAGAGUCCUUCCCCACUGAGCGACACUGCGGCCACAAUAACAAGAUGGUCAUCACGAGCGCCGGUCACAAGCUGUACGUUAGCUUAAUUAGCGACAACUCGACGAAUGGACGCGGCUUUGAGGCCACCUAUCGUGUCCUAAGAAGCACAUGUGGAGGCAAGCUGAUGGCGAAGAGCGGCACCAUCCAGUCACCGGGCUAUCCCAGGUCAUAUCCAGCGAACAGCGAUUGUGAAUGGGUGCUGGAAGUGUCGCCGCAUCACACGAUCUUAUUCGAAAUUGAGGAUAUCGAAAUUGAGUCCGGUUACAAUUGUGCAUUUGACAAAAUAUCGGCACAUGAUCUGAGCAGCAGCUAUGAUAGCGAUGGCGAGGACAGCCAGGACGACACCGAGGCUGCCACCAUAUUUCAGGUGUGCACCGGAAUGUCCAUAGCCCGCAACGAGUCAACAACGAACCGAGCUCUGUUGCGCUUCGUUACCGACAACUCCAUCGAGCAUAGGGGCUUCCGGCUGCACUAUCAUGAGUCCUGUGGCCAGACUCUGUCCAUCGAUGAGACGGAAUUGCAGUACAUUACGAUAGCGCAUCAGGUGGCCCGAGCUGAGACCUGCGUUUGGGUGCUACGUGCCGCCGAUCCCACAAAGCACAUCAUUUUCACUCCCACCCAUGUCCAUUUGCACGCGGAGCUCUCGGCCAGCUAUGCCACUGAAGGUGACUGCCUGCCUCAUGGCAUUCAGAUCUAUGAGGGCGUUACGGCGACGGGAACAGCUCGCCAACAAUUCUGCCGAUCACAUCCAGCGUCUCUGAUCUCUCACGGCGACGCGUUGACCAUUAGUGUGCCCAUGUUGCUAGUCUCCGAGUUCGAGGGUCACUUCAUGACCAUGGAUUCGGUGUGUGGCAGCGCAUAUAAUGCACUCUCUGGCCGUUUCACCACACCCUAUUACCCCGCCAGCUAUCCGGUGAACAUCGAAUGCGAAUGGACGCUCAACGCAUCGGAUGGUAACUCGCUCUCGUUGACCAUCGAAUCGUUUGACCUGGAGCUCUCCGAUGGCUGCAACAACGAUUAUCUGGAAGUGCGCGAGGAGUCCUCCCGGGGCACACUCAUUGGGGUUUACUGUGGCACUCAGUUACCGCCGGCCAUCAAAUCCAAGGGUAGCAUCUGGAUGAAAUUCAAGAGCAAUGACGAUGUUGUCGGCGCGGGCUUUAUGGCCAGCUACAAUUACGAUCAUCACAACGAGCUGAACGGCACCGAGGGCAUCAUCCGGUCACCGCAUUAUCCGACUAAGCUGCAGAGCAACGAGAUCUACAGCUGGAGGAUUACCGUGGACUCGGACUAUGUGGUGCUGGUCAAUGUGGAGCAUCUGAUCGAUGUUGAUGUCCAGCAUAUUCACUUCUACGAUGGCUACACCAGCAUCGGCACUGAGCUGGUGCCCGAGCUGUCCAAGCCAUUGAUCUCCAAUACGAAUGUGAUGUACAUAACGGCGACACGAGGUCCCUUCAUGCUCAACUGGGAGCGUCUGUCCAAGGAGGCAUUGGAAUCCAAUCGCACCGCCGAGCUGCAGACGCGCAAAUGUGGACAUCAGCUGGUUAACGUCGCUCGGAUGAUCAGUUUCAGCUCACCGGGUUACCCCUCCGGCUAUGCUACGAAUCUGCACUGUGUCUGGGAUCUGGUGCCUGCUAAUCCGGCAAUGCAUGCGGUCCUUCAACUGACCACUGUGGAUCUGGAAGUAUUCAGCGAGGAGUGCCUUACGGACUACCUGCUUAUAUCGAGCAGCACGGACAUGCAGCAUUGGUCGCAGCUGGAAAAGACUUGCCGUCCGCUGAAUUCAACCAAGUCCUUCCAUGGUCAGCCGUAUCUGCGGAUUGAGUUUUUCACCGAUGCCAGUGUGAACAAGACGGGAUUCGAGAGCGCCAUUCGGACCGCCUGUGGCUCCGAGUUGAAGGCCAGCCAGGGUGUGGUCAACAUCACGGAGCUGAUUGGCAACGGUUACAUGUCGCCCCAAGAUUGCAUCUGGACGAUUCAUGUGCGGCGGGGCAAACGUAUACGGAUCACGUUCCUGGAGUCGCAGCUGAAACAAGGCGCUAGCACUGCGAAUACGGAUCAAUGUCGCAACUUCUUUGUGGUGCGCAAUGGCUAUGCCGAAGAUUCACCUUUCCUGGGACACGGCAAGUACUGUGAGAACAACAUUACCGAUGUGCUCGAGACCAGCUCGAAUCGGGCGUACAUUAAGUUCCAGCGAUCUGGAAUGCCACGCUUUCGUGCCGCCUUUAAGUACGAGGAGCUCGGUCACGCUUGCUCCGGCCAAAUAGAGCUCGAGGAGGGAUCGGGUAACUUCAGUAGUCGCGUGAUCAGCUCCCCGAACUUUCCCAAUCUACCCAAUCCGUAUUCCGAAUGCGUCUGGCGGAUCAAGGCUCCGUCUCAGCAUCGCAUUGCCGUCGAGUUCAUCAACAAAUUUGACCUAACUCCAAGCAGCUCCAACGGCAGCAACAGCAACUCCUCCGACAAUUGGGACGAUGGCUGCGAUCAGGAGUUUGUGCAGCUGAACGAUGGUAGCACUGAAUUGAUGCCUGCAUUGGGACGCUUCUGUGGCAACAGAAAACCAGACGUUAUCUACUCAAGCGGCAAUAACCUGAGGAUCAAGUUCUUUACGGGCAUAUUGGAGCCACGUUCCGGCUUCCAGGCAAUAGUUAAGCUGGCCGACUGCGGUGGCAGUUACUAUAGCACGAGUGGCAUUAUCAAUUCUCCAUAUUUUAAGGAUCUGCAGCUGCAUCUGCAGCCGCAGAAGAUCAAGGAGUGCGUCUAUACCAUUGAAAUGGAGAGGGGUAGCACAAUCUCCAUGUCUUUUGACUCGAUGCAUUUACCGAUGGAAGACGACAAUUGCUCCAGCUCCACACAUCUGCUGCUAGAGGAGAUGGAGCCAUUUGGGGAGGAUCUCCAAAGUCAGCGGAUCAGCGAUCGUCUUGUCGUCUGCGGCACUACCGAGCGUCACUUUCUCGUCGAGACGAACAAGAUUGUGAUGCGUCUGCGCAUGCCCAGCGGUCAGCUGGGUGAACAGGAGAGCUUCCAGUUGCGCUACUCAGCCAUCAGCUCCCGGUGUGGAGAGACCAUCACUGCCAAUCAGGGUGUGCUACAAACACCGAACUAUCCGGCGGGUGUGCCCAAGCCGACACACUGCAUAUGGCGCAUCCAAGUGCCGAAGGGGAGUCGGGUGAAGGUCGAGAUACUUGACUUUGAUACUGGCGGCUCAGCUUCAUCGUUCCAGGGACGUCUUUCGUUUGCCAACGAUCACAAGAUGCUCUCGUUGAUCGGUCGUUAUUUACGCGAUCCGCCCGCUGAGAUCAUCUCCACCGAUAACACAAUGGGCAUUGAUGCUUUCCUCAUGCCCUUUAGCCAACAUCGUGGCUUCAAGCUGCGAUUCACCGCCUACGGCAGCAGCGAGUGCCUUGCCAAUCAGUUAUCCGUCGGAUAUAUCGUAUCCACCUAUCGAAUGGACCUCAAUGACUCCAAUGACUCCAAUAACUCCAGUCUUGUCUACUGCAACUACCAGCUGCGUCCACCCCAGAACAGGACCCUGUUGAUCCAGGUGCUUAACUACACCACCACAUCCGCUCUAAUGAAUAACGUGCACGUCUGUAGCGUGCUCACGCCCCUGAAACUGAUACGACCGGACAAAUCGGAGCCGCUAUUGCCGCGACUUAUGUGCCCAGGUACUACGAAGAGUCGUGUCCUAUUGCCAUUCGCCGUCGAUAUGACUGUAUCGGGUACGCGACGGAACGCAAUGAAGCUCCUGCAGAUCAGCUUCAGUACUCAGAAGUGCGGUGGUGUGUGGCCACUGGAGCCGGGUGACAAUAUGACCAUUACUCAGCCAGGUCCGCUGGACACGGAUAGGGCCAUUGAUUGCGCCUGGGCUGUGGGACCCGGCUCCACGGUCGAGGAUUACCUUGCACCCGACGACGUUCAGCUGGAGGUGUCGGUGAGUGCAAAUCUAACCGGCAACUGUGAGGAUCACUAUCUAUUGGUCUAUAAUGGACCUGACCAGAACUCCCCCCUGAUGGGUAGGUACUGCAACCAGGUGACCGAACUCAAUAAGGUCGUUGAGCGUGGUUUGUUUGUGGAGUACCAUGCGGAGACGACAGCUGAUCCCAAGCACAACUCCACCUUCAAUGUGACCGUCAAGUACGGCAGUGGUUGUGGCGGACGUCUGUCGUAUCCGUAUCGACAAAUCGAGUUCACUGAACAGUACAAGAACAAUGUGGAGUGCAUCUGGGAGAUUGAGGCGGGCGCGGGCUUCCAUGUGGGCUUGUCAUUCGUGGGCCGGUUCUACAUUGAGAACAGCAAUGCCUGCACCAAGGACUAUCUGCGUGUCCAGCAGCUGAUGGAGAACACCAGCAACGGCACCGCCACCGCCACCGCCACGUGGACUGAUCUGCAGACAAUCUGCGGUCGAGAGCCUCCCAAUCACAUCAACUCGACCAGCUCGACAAUGAGGCUGAUCUUCCGCUCGGACGGGAACAUCACAGGCGAUGGCUUCAUCGCACACUUCGAGCGCAAUUGCGGCGGCAUCCUCUAUGCCGAUCCAGAGCCACAGACACUGAGUAGUCCCGGUUAUCCCGUCAGCUAUGAGAAGAAUCUUUAUUGCAACUACACGUUCGUGCCACGUGCUACACGCUCAACGGGCGUCCUGAUUAGCUUCACCACCUUCGAUCUGGAACGAUCCCCGAUCAAUUCCUGCAUGUUCGACAACGUGACCAUCACGACUCGGGAUAACAAUGACAGGGAGCAGACGUCAGUGCUGUGCGGAAUUAAACGACGUCACGCCUAUCGCGCCCAGCAAUCGAUUAGUCUGCUCCUGAGAACGGACAGCACCUUCAGUGGCAUAGGCUUCGAACUGGAGUACAGCACGCGUCUCUGUGGAGGCGUUGUUAAUGCCACACAGGUGGUGGAGUCGCCGCGACAGCAUCAGGACGAUCAAAUGCCCCACAACACUGACUGCUAUUGGAAUCUAACCGCACCCGAAGGUCACAAGUUUACCAUCAAGUUUGAGCUGUUGGACCUGGAGGCUGGCAGUGAGGAUUGCAGAUACGAUGGCAUCGAGGUGUUUGCCAGCCCCGUGCCGGAUACGAAACAGCGUCUAGCCCGUUUCUGUGGUCGCCUCAGCCGCGAACUGCCCAUCCUGCAUGUGUCCACCAAUCGUGCCCUGAUCCAUAGCUUUUCCGAUGACUCACAAGCCUCGAAUGGCUUCAAGGCAAUCGUGCGAAUUCUUCCCAAUUGUGAUGAGCGCAUUGUGCUUGGCGAACAGAACUCCAGCUAUACCUUCAACAAGUAUGUCGGACAGUAUGCCAAUGACUUGGACUGCAGUUUUGUCUUUAUCGCCCCGGCCGGUUAUCAUUUGAGCGUGGAGUUCCGCAGCUUCCAUGUGGAGGGGUCCAGCAAUUGUUCGGCGGACUUUUUGGAAUUCCGGGACGGAGCCGGUCCCUUUGCCGAUGAUAUUGGCACAUUCUGUGGACAGGAUUUACCACCGAAGCUAACCUCCUCUCGGCACACGUUCUUUAUGCGAUUCGUCACCAAUGACAGGAUCACAGACACCGGAUUCGAGUUAGUGGUCACUGCCAAACCCAUGACUUGUGGCAAUCAAUUGAUCAAGCUCGAUGGAAGGCAGCCAUUAGAACUGCAUUCGCCGGUCAAUGAUCAGGGCCACUACGACAACAAUGUCUUCUGUCUCUGGAAGAUUGAAAGCGAAGUGCAGCUCCAUCUGCAGUUCCUCAGUCUCGACUUGGAGGGACCCGAUGCCAAUGGCAGCUGCCAGGCCGACUAUCUUAAACUCUACAACAGCGAGAGUGCAGUGCAGUUGGAAGCGGGCUACGGCAGCCAUGUGGUCUACAAUGGCAAACGAGAAUCUAGUUUUGGUUCAUCAGACUAUGCGACGGAGCACAUUUAUUGUGGCACAGGAAUGCCGGAUGAUUACUAUCCAAACUCGGAAAAGAUGUACGUCAAGUUCCGCAGCAAUGGAGCUGUGACCAAGACCGGAUUCCGGUUGCGUGUGGUGCCCAAUUCUGGAUGCCAGCACAACUAUGGCGGAGUACAGGGUCGGGUGAAGUUCUCUGGCACCGCCGAUUGCGAUGUGUAUAUUGUGGCACCUCCAAAUUAUUUGCUGAGUCUCUAUUAUGCGGAAGUAUCGCUGCCAUCCCUCAAUUGCGAUGAGGAGUAUGUGGAAGCCUUUGACAAGGCGACAAACAAAUCACUGCAGCGUCUCUGCAGCUAUUUGGAGCCUGGCAAGAGCCUCUUCACCCAGACCAACGAGCUGCGGUUGCACUUCAAGACGGGCAGCAUCUACAGCACCUUCGAUAUGACAUAUAUCGCCAGCAAGGUGGAGGCCGGACCUGGAUGCGGUGGCGAGAUCUACAACACCGAGGGCCUCUUCACAAAUCCCUUCUAUCCGAUGAAUGUGCGCAAUUAUUCCGAAUGCCGUUGGACUGUCCGAGUGCCGAGCAACACUCGGGUGUUGCUUCAUUUCAUUGAAUUUUCGCUGGGCUCAAAGGCCACUUGCCAUACGGACUACCUGCAGUUCCUAGAGGAAAACGAUGCCGGGGAGGCACAGGAGGUGCGACGCUUCUGCGGCGGCGAUACACCCCGGGUCUAUCUAAGCAAACGCAGCAAGUUGGUGUUGAACUUCCACAAGACGGUCAACUACGAUGGCAUCGGUUGGGUGGUCAAGUUCGUAGGUGUCUCUAACAACUAUGAGAUACCACAAUAUAUGUACGAUUUCUAAUGAUAGAACAUUAUUUCAAUUUCAAUUUAUCCCAUGACAACAUUCAAAACAAUUUCUUUUAU